CAACCAAAUACCAACCUAUAUCGAACUAUUGAAAGGUUAUAAUGUUGUAGUUUUUACUUAUUAUAAAGCUUUUGUUUCGUUGUGCAUGUGUUAUAAUCGUUUAUAAAAAUGACCUCGGACUCUGAAGAUUUGGAAAGUUUACAAGAUGAACUGAUAAAUAUUCGGAGUGUAAUUAAUUUAACUAGAGAAAAUAUUGACGCUCUACUUGCUAAGUUUGCAGGAUUCCAGCAUCCUCCCUCAAUGUAUCUAAGUGAAUACCACGAGCUAACAAGUAAAUUACACGAAUUUGAAGUAAAAGAGCAACAGUUAAUAGAAGAGAUAAGUAAUGGAAGGGCUAGUCCUCAAGAUACCCUUGCUGAUAGUGAUUAUAGUUCUUUAUAUGAUCAACAGUCUUUGUAUGACCAACAUUGCAAACCUGUGAAAACACAUCUUAGGGCAGUUGUACGAGCUCACUUACCCAAUCAACAGCGUACUAGUGUACAGGUAAGACCGGGACAGAGUGUUCGAGAGGCUUUAUCGAAAGCAAUGAAACUGCGAAACUUGACACCAGAAGUUUGUAUCGUCUACAAUAUUCCUUCUGGUGUCCAAAUACCGUGGGAUGCUGAUAUUUCUACGAUUGAUUGUGACGAAAUUCGUGUUGAAAUUCUGGAUAAGUUUCCAAUUGCGACAAGUAUCUCACACAAUUUUGUCCGCAAGACAUUCUUUUCAUUAGCGUUUUGUGAGUGCUGUCGACGACUAUUGUUUCAAGGCUUUUACUGUAGGACCUGUGGCUACAGAUUUCAUCAGCGAUGUGCAGGAGGAGUCCCAGCUCUUUGUCAACAGGUUCGUAUGCAAGAUACCUACUAUCAGAUGCUUCUUGCACAAAAUACAGAGACUUCUGCUGGCAUAUUGCAGGUCCCGUCUGGUUAUGGGCGGCAUCCAAGAGCUCUUGGUCAUGGUGAAAGAUCAAGUUCUGCACCUAAUGUGUGCUAUAAUCUUGUCAAUCCUAUUGGAGGUGAAAUAACCUCAUUAAAAGAAUUUGUCAGUUUAGGUUCAACUACUGCUCCCGGACCAGUUGUUAACAAUAGACUAUCACACAGUCAAAGUGCCCAGGCAUCUCCUACUAAUGCUUUAAAACCUUGGAGACCAAGAGCUCGAAGUGCGGAUGAAAGCGCAAACAAAAUUAAGAUCCACAAAGAUGCUCCUAGAGAAUCUAUAGAAGAUUGGGAAAUCCCUGCUGAUGAAAUCCUUGUUGGGCCAAGAAUCGGAUCUGGUUCUUUCGGAACUGUAUACAAAGGUCAUUGGCACGGUCCUGUUGCAGUGAAAACCCUAAAUGUGAAAGACCCCACACCAACACAGCUUCAAGCGUUCAAGAACGAGGUAGCAGUCUUAAGGAAAACACGUCAUUUAAAUAUUCUCUUAUUUAUGGGCUGUGUUAGUAAACCUCAACUCGCCAUUGUAACACAGUGGUGUGAAGGUUCGAGUUUAUACAGACAUCUCCAUGUGCUGGAAACUAAGUUUGAAGUCCUAACACUGAUUGAGAUUUCACGACAAAUAGCACAAGGAAUGGACUAUCUUCACGCAAAGAACAUCAUACACAGGGAUUUGAAGAGUAAUAACAUAUUUUUACAUGACUUAACAGUGAAAAUUGGUGAUUUUGGCCUUGCAACAGUGAAAACUCGUUGGUCCGGCGGUCAGCAGUCUCUACAGCCGACCGGCUCCAUUCUAUGGAUGGCACCUGAGGUGAUCCGAAUGGCUGAGGAAAAUCCUUACAGUUUUCAAUCUGAUGUUUAUGCGUUUGGGAUUGUUUUAUAUGAACUAUUUUCUGGCCAGCUUCCUUACUCAAGCAAUGACAAAGAUGUCAUAUUUUACAUGGUUGGUCGAGGCUUCCUUCGUCCUGAUCUUGAGAAGCUUUAUUCUGAAACGCCCAAGGCAUUGCGAAGACUGACUGAAGACUGCAUAAAAGUAAAAAGAGAGGAACGUCCAUUAUUUCGUCAAAUUUUAGUGUCAUUAGAGAGUCUCCAGCGAGCUUUGCCGAAGAUCCACAGGUCUACAUCAGAACCCACCCUCAACAGAACGCAACUGCAGUCGGAUGAUUUUUUGUAUGGUUGUGCGUCACCCAAGACACCUGUUAAUACUCAUUUUGGGGCCUUUCCAUUCUACUCGAUGGGCGGUAUAAUUUAAGCAAGGUAAAGAUUAGUUAAAUAUCCAUAGGUGUUACAAGCUUAAUAUUUUGUGCAGCCAUUUUCUCUUAUCUUUAUUAACUUAUCAUAUUGAUUCAACUUAAGAUGGAUUUAGAAUCAGUACAGAUGUGCAUUGUCGUAGUUGGUAUCAGAAAUACCACCUUGGUUAGUUUAAAUUAACUUACCGUAAUAUAUUCUACCAAGGAAGUAGUUGGGAUAUGUUCCUUUAGAUUAUAAAUACUAUUGUUUCUGGGCAAAAAUUGAUUAAUUUCUUCAACUAGGCCUAACCAGUUAAAUUCUUAAGUGGCUCACUAACACAUCCGAUUUUAUUGCAUUUCCAGAUUUUUACCUAAGCUAAAUUGUGUGUCUAAAAAAUGUGGAAUUAGUGUUGGCCUACUAGCCGCACUAGAAAAAGGUAAUUUCCAACAAUGUGGGCUCCAAAAGUUUUCAAUAUAGGCCUAUACCGGUACUAAAAUUUAUAGGCCAAUAUUUACUAAGAUAUUGAGAAAAAAUGUAUUUUCUAAACAUAUAGGCCUGUGGAAGAUGAAUCCUAGGCCGGUAUUUAAUUUGAAUCCUAAUAUGCCCAAGGUUAUAAUUAACAGAAAAAUUUUAGAUCUCUGUUGCUUAUAAACUAAGGUUCAAUUCUUAUUGAGGUUGCUUUUAUAAACAAGUUAUUUGAAGAUAAAGAAUUUUUUCACCUAUCUUUAUGAAAAAACACACAAAAUACACCAGAGUCAUGCUGAUCUGAACUUAUUGGAACUGAAUUCAGUAGGCUAUUUUAUAGGCCCUGUUCAGAUUACCAAAUCAUUGGGAUUUUAGACAUAAAUGCCGUAAAAUUACAUUUAAAAAACUUAAACAUUAGCCUAGGCCUAUGUAUUUUGUAACUGUAGGUGGCCAUAAAUAUAUUGCUUUCACAAUCAUGACAACACCCAAGUCGUCUCUCCGAUUCUCUUUAUCACGCAAUGACCUUAAAAGAGAACUCCGUUAAUGAAUGGACGCUUGACUAUAGGCUAUUGUUGAGGCAAAAUUUACAGACUUUCCCCUGGCAUCUAAAUUCAUGUACAACCUCGGUGGACAGCCUGGUUAUUAUGUAAGAACACAUAGCUUUAUUUUUCCUUUUUCAUCAGUACUGGUGGGCCUAGCCUUUUUCCCCUAACAGAUGGUUUGGAUUAUUGGUUGAUGUGAGGGAUCUUUUACUCAUGAAAGGGAAAAUAAAAAUUAUCAUCAAGCCAAACAAAAAAAAAUUUACAACUGUAUGGCCAUAAUUCCAACUUAUUCGUUAGGCAAUUAUUAGAUAGAAUUUCAUUGCUUGUAAAAGGAGAACAGGCGAAGAUUACAGUAAGUAAUGUGGCUACUCCAGUGCGAACCACCUGAGGUUGAAUACAUGGUGGAGCGGUUAGGUAGAGAGUCUUUUAUCUCAGAUGGUAGCGGCGCUUCACAUGUACUAGUAGAGCGGCGACGGUAGCCAGUCAAGAAGCCUAAGUACAGCAAUUAAUUUUGAAUAUAGGCCUACAUAAAUAAAAGCUAAUUUAUCCUUAUAUGAGAGGAUAUGCACUGGUUUUGUAAAGAAACCAAUGAAAAAAACCCAAUGAUGAUGGUGAAAGGUACAGCAAAGUCAUUCAUUAGGCUUAGGCUAUACAACUGCUUAAAUAUUUAAAACAGUAAAAUUGUAAAUUAUAGCAUUUCUAGAAAUGUUGUAUUAUUGUGUGAAAUAGUAAAAACUGUUUGUAAGAUAAAUUCCAUAUUUUAAAUGUGUCAUUCAAGUGGAUACUGUACAUUCUGACAUGAAUUAUUACAAGUUUUAGUUAUAUAGUUAUUGUUUGAUAUAUUGGUAGGCCCUAUUAUUAGCUUUAGUCCUGGCUUCAAAGAGAACCGUUUUGGGAACUGGCGAAAUAAAACUACAUUUUAAACCAUGUAUGUAAAUGAUUUGACCGCUAAGCCUCAAACCUUGAUAAAACCCUCGAAUAUCACAGCUAGCAUGUUGGCGCGGGUACCAGCUUCACUCUCCACUCCACUAUGUUUUGGGGCACCUACGUUAAUAUAUUAUUUUUUCUGCUCAGCUACGCUCUAGCUUUGCCGCUCCACUAUGUUUUCACCCUAAGGCAUGAAAAUCAAACUGUAAGGUUGGGAUAGCGCUCUUGAUCAUUAUUUGAGCAAUUUAUAUCAAAUAGCAUGUGUAGUCACAAAAAAUAUAGAAUUGCACUGGAUUGAAUACCUUGAACGAUCAAAUUUGUUGGUGAAGAGACAGAUGUCCACAAGAUCCGUAAGGUUUGGGCCUAUAGCACCUCAUUGCAUUCUGUCACAAACAUAAUCUGAUAUUAUAACUGUGAUCUUAAAAAAGGUUAAAUAUUCACCAAAAACAUUUGGAUUUAUCAACUGUUUUACUAGGUCUAAUGUAGGCCUAUUGAUGUUUUAACAACUUUGGACAGAAAAAAAUCAUUGUGUGUUUCCUUUUGCCCAUGAAUGUGUUCAAUAUAUUGCGGUCUGGGUGGAUAAUUUUGUGAAGCAGAUUGCUUACCGUUUUUACCCAGGAAAAUGGGAUUUCAUUUAUAUAUUCUUAUGACCAAUCAAAAAUGCCAGGUUUUGAAUAAAUUGAUUUAAACUAUAUAAUAUUACUUUUGACAAGGUACUUACUAACUGGAUUUCUUGAAGUUAUUUUGUGUACUGUAUAGACCUGUAUGUGUUUAAUGUAUAUAACUGGACACAGAUUUCAAGUUUUUUAAAGCUUUAAUUUAUUAGAUGUAAGAAACAUCUUGCAACUAAUUAUAACAAUAUAAAAUAUGUUUAGGUUUAUGUCGUCAAUUCUAACUUAGUCUCGGGUGACUAGUUUUGAAAGCACUGUUUAAUUUUCUAGCCGCUUGUGUUGCAUAAAAUUAUUUGAACACAUUGUCGCCAUCAGUACACAAAAAUUAAACAUUUAAUUUACUUGAACACAUAUAUAUUAUGUUAACGUAGAAGAAUGCACAGCCGGCCAUACCACGCACGACGAUGGACAUGAUACUCAACUACCAACAACCGGGUAGUUGAACUUAGAGUAUCUGUGUUUUAUGUGAAGAUAUGUUGUAUUUCUGUGUGACGACGACAAUGUGUUCAAAUAAUUUUAUGCUUGACGACAAGAGGCUUGAAAAUUAAAGUUGUUUUGGAACUUGUCGGCCGAGACUAAAUUACGAUUGACCAUGUAAGGUAUGUAAACAUACUUUAUAUUGCCAUAAAUCAAUCUUGGAGGCUAUGCUGAAUAAACUUGCAAUUACGUGCACAGGUAUUUAAAAAAAUGUUUAGUUGCAAAAUAAAUAUUAAGAAUAAGGUUCAAUGACCUUUAAGUGUGGAAAAAUGAUCUAAAACUAUAUGGUUGUGUAUUAUAGUUUUCUAUAGUUUAUUUUUGUUGAACUCAACAAAGAAUACAAAAUCUUUUUUAAAUCUCGUGUAGGAGUAUGCAAAUAUCAUGUUAAAAUAUAAAUAUUGUAUAUUAUUGUAAAUUCAGUGUAUUAAUGUAAUAAAUACUUUUCAGAUAACCUGAUCCUCAUUAUUUUGGCCAUUGCUUUGUAAUAUGUUGUAAUAUUACUGAUUGUUAUUUGUGUCAGUGCAAAUGUUAAUUAUGUACACAGCCGCAUGGAUUAAUUUAAAUUACAUUAUUUGUAUUAUAUUACAAAUUCUAAUAAGUUAUUAGUCUUUUUUACUAAAGUGUAGGAUUUUUAGAACUAAUAAAAUGAAUAAUUGAUUUUGUUCAGAUGAGAUGGUAAUAUGUUAAAAUAUUCUGUGUGUUAGCAUAAGUUUAAACUAAUUGUAUAUUAUUUUGUAUAGUUAUACAUGUUUUAGGGACAAUGGACCGUUUAUAACAGAACUAGUUUUUGGAUUUCUGAAUUUAGCGUUUAAUAACUCUUUGACAUUCCUUCUCGAGCUUUUUAAUCUUAAAGUACUUUUAAACUGAAGACUUUCUAUUACGAUUCUUGAAUUAAAUGAUUGUGCUUGGUUUGUUAUCUGAUGAUUAAAAAAGUUAAAAGUGCGUUCAUCAUUAACAUGUACAGCUUUAUGAUUUAUCUUUUAAAAUCAUUAUAUUAUUGUUUGAAAAAUUUUGUAAAUGUUACCGUACAUUACUGAGAUGUUGAUUGGUGUAAAUGUGGAUAUUGUUGAUAAAGUUUAAUUUGUGUCAAACAUCACUCCUCUCAUCCCGAGGACGUUUGAACAUUGUAAUCAGUUUACGAAAUGGAACCUUUUAUGUAUUAUUUUGAUUACAUCAAUAAAGCAUAAUGUU
This is a messenger RNA of Macrosteles quadrilineatus (aster leafhopper), 6414 nucleotides long. RefSeq names its product raf homolog serine/threonine-protein kinase Raf. Gene Ontology annotation, biological process: signal transduction; protein phosphorylation. The record is from RefSeq and is a predicted model, not a curated record. Lineage: Eukaryota; Metazoa; Arthropoda; Insecta; Hemiptera; Cicadellidae. Gene Ontology annotation, molecular function: ATP binding; protein kinase activity. The transcript has a single exon. The coding region runs from base 109 to 2163 and encodes 684 amino acids.